AUGGCUGGAGUAACAAACACAGGGAAGAGACUCGUCCGCUCUAAAUCUGGACUGAGAAUAAUACCCUUAAAGGACACAGACAGGAGUCCGUUUGAGUUGAGAGAACCAGAAUGGAUCCCCGACAAAAUGAGCCCAACUUGUAUGGACUGCAAGGAAAAGUUUGACUUUUUAAAACGAAGGCACCACUGCCGGAGAUGUGGGCGGAUCUGCUGUGCUUCCUGUUGUGAGACCCGACUGGCCCUCCCUCGGAUGUGCUUCCUGGACCCGGUGCGGAUGUGUUCCCCCUGUGCAGAGACCACCUUGAAGGAGAACCUGUUUUAUAACAAGGACCUGAAGACACUCAUUACAGGAGCCAUCUUAAGUCAGAGUGCACAGGAUCAGUUUGACUUGGAAUCAUGCUUGGUGCAAUGCCGAUUGUCUCCCGAUCACCGAUACUUGAUACUGUCAGGAUCACAAGUCGAUAACCUAACACCAUUGUCCAUACCAAUGCACAGAGUCACAGGCCUUUAUGUUGCCAACAGAUUCCAGGAUUCAGCAGGCAACUUCAAGGUAACAGGGGUGACAGUUCAGUAUACACUAGCUGGAGAAGACGAAGAUGAGGUUUCCAUUGCUGCUCCUCCUGAUGCUUCGCCCUCUGCUUAUGAUUUCCUAACAGCAUUGGAAAAGGCUGUCUUCAUGAUGCAGGAGGCCCGUGCUGUAAUAGGCGUAUCAGAGUGAGUGACAUUGGGCAAAGGACAAAGAUCCCAAAGGGGACAAAGGGUAAAACUAACAGAUAUACUGGAGAUUAUGGCGUUGGCCUGCUAGCUUAGAUUCCAGAUGGUUUUUGAUGUUUUGGGCUGGAGAGGAUGUUGUGAUUUUGCAUGGUGGUGGGAAGUUGUAGUAAUUUCCAAUGGGUGUAACAUCAUGGAAAUAUAUAUUGAUUAUUCAGAUACAUAAGGGAUGUGAGAAUCAAGUGAGCCACCAUUUACAUUCACUUUUCAGUAUAUACAUUUUUUCCAGGUAUGUGUGAGUAUCAUGUAUAUAAUCCCAAUAAAAGACCCAUUAUUCUGUGAUUAAAGGAUAGAUUAGGUUUAUGUAACUUCUGUAAGUUUUUUAUUGGUGCUUUAUCCUUUCACUGUAUAAUGUCUAAGGGAUGUGUAUUCGCUUAUAUAUUAUGGCUCAUUUUGUCUUUUAUCUUGUAUAGUACGUACAGAUUUUGUAAUAUAUAUUUUGUCAAUGAGAAUAUAGUCCUGUUAUUCUUAUAUGUUAGUGAGACUUUCCAUUGCCUUCAAGUUGCAUAUAAAGAGUUCAUGAAACACACAUGUGUUUGAAAGGGAAAAAAAUAUUAGAUGGAUUAGGUCUAAAAUGAUUUUUUUACAAUGCUUUAAACUGUUCUCAGUGUACUGGGUUUCAUCUAAGGAAUAGCAAAUAGUAAAUUUCCUCUUUAUCCUUGUAAUGUUAAGUGUAGUCCCCCCACUUCCUUGUUUAUCACUUAGCAUGUCAGUGUGUGAACUGGCAGGUUUGACUCGUGUAUCUGAGGCACAUCCACAAUGAGGAGGGGCUCUGUUUCAGAUUCAUGAUUCAAAGCUAGUGGCUCACACACUGGUUGCAUUGAGUAGUCAACUUGAUAUGGAGGGACUGACUUUUGCUAUGAAUAGAGGAUGUUACUUGGGAACUUACAUGGAAAAUGGUAGGACUAAAACUAGUGGUUUUAUAUUUUAUAUUUUCCUAUGCUCACAUUUUCAUGAAAAGUAGGCAGCGGUGUCAUCAGAUAGGUUAUAAAAAUGGCAGUAUUUUUUUUUUUGUAUCUUGUCAUUUUCAGGAUCAUUAUUUGAAAUUUC
Messenger RNA from Penaeus monodon (black tiger shrimp), 1820 nucleotides. RefSeq names its product zinc finger FYVE domain-containing protein 21-like. NCBI's taxonomy places the organism in Eukaryota, Metazoa, Arthropoda, Malacostraca, Decapoda, Penaeidae. Bases 1 to 717 code for a protein of 238 amino acids. The record is from RefSeq and is a predicted model, not a curated record. Gene Ontology annotation, molecular function: metal ion binding. The transcript is spliced from 5 exons.